This is a messenger RNA of Eublepharis macularius, 2536 nucleotides long. RefSeq names its product cytosolic phospholipase A2 epsilon-like. Bases 140 to 2518 code for a protein of 792 amino acids. The transcript is spliced from 21 exons. Gene Ontology annotation, molecular function: calcium ion binding; calcium-dependent phospholipid binding. Lineage: Eukaryota; Metazoa; Chordata; Lepidosauria; Squamata; Eublepharidae. The record is from RefSeq and is a predicted model, not a curated record. Gene Ontology annotation, biological process: glycerophospholipid catabolic process. Gene Ontology annotation, cellular component: cytosol.
GACCAUGUAAAAAUGAUGGAAUUUCCCUGCAACUUGCUGUCUGUGAAAAUCAUACAAAUAAAAAAUCUACAAAGGGCUGAGAUAUGAAUCUCAAGAAUGGACAGGGGACCACUCAGGAAGAAAAGUCAACUUCUGCAAAAUGCUGCAGUUAGAUUGUUAUCAGGAGCAAAAUGGAAUGAAUGGAACCAGCAGCAUCUUUAUCCAGUCUAAUUGCUAUGUGAGCUUGUUCCUGCCAACGGCUUCAUUUGAAAGGGUUCAGACCAAGACUAUCAAGGACUGCCAGGAUCCAUUGUGGAAUGAAACCUUCACCUUUAGGAUACAGAAGGCAGUCAAAAAUGUUUUAGAGUUGAUGGUUCAUGAUGAAGAUAACUGCUUCCUGGAUGAUCACCUUCUCACUAUUCUUUUUGAUGUUUCUAAAAUUCAGCUUGGAGAAACUAUUUGCCUCACAUUUCCAUUGGACCCAAAAAUUCAAGAAGAGCUAGAGGUGGAGUUUAGACUGGAGACCAACCCAGUUCCUCUUGAAAAAAUUGUUACUAAUGGCGUAUUAGUGUCUCGUGAAAUUUCCUGCUUGGAGGUACAGGUAGACAUGGAAAAGAUGAAGAAGGAGCCAACAGAUAAAAGCUUAACAUUUACUGUGCAAGGAUCCUGUGAAGAAACAGAGAACUUCUCACUGAGCUCUGCUAUGCAUUCCACUGAUCCUGUUGUGUUUCACUACGUAAAAUAUCAGCAAUCUGUGUUGGAAAUUGACUCAUCAAAGAAAUUAUAUACCACAUGCUUUCCUACUCCUUGUGGAAAUGCUAACACAGAAGAAAAAGUUUGCUUCACUUUGCCUCUGGACCCUGUUUCUAUCAAAAAGGAAGUACCCAUAGACAAGAACAAAACUAUUGAUUUAAAUAUGAAGGUACAAGAUUGGCCAAGAGGCCUAGAUGUACGUUUGGGGUAUGAAUUAUGUAUGGAGGAAAAAAUACUGGUACAGAAGCGGAAGAGGCUUGCUGCAGCUACCCUGAAAAAGGUUCUCUGCUUAGAACAGGAUCUGGAGGACCAUGAGGUACCUGUGGUGGCUGUCAUGUCAACAGGGGGUGGUGCUAGAGCUUUCACUGCUUUACAUGGCAACCUAUUUGGUCUACAAAAACUGAAUCUUUUAGAUUGUCUUACAUAUAUCUCUGGGUCUUCGGGCUCCACAUGGGCCCUGUCAAAUCUGUAUGAAAAUGCUAAUUGGUCACAGGAAGAUCUUUCAGGAGCAAUAGCAGAAGCUCGCAAGCACAUGACUGAAUGCGAGCGGAAUGUGUUUUGCCUGGAAAACUUAAAGGAGUACAACAAAGCAUUGGAGCAGCGGGAAAAGGAAGGCUACAAAACAUGUAUUACUGAUCUUUGGGGACUUUUCAUUGACAAAACAUUAGGCAAUGGGAAGCCGAACUGCACACUCUCAGGGCAGAAGCUUGCACUGAAUCAUGGUCAGAACCCACUACCUAUAUACAUGAUUCUCAACACGAGGGACAAGUACAGCCUUUCAGAAUUUAAAGAAUGGAUGGAAUUCACUCCCUAUGAGGUUGGAUUACUAAAAUAUGGCGCCUAUAUUCGUUCUGAGGAUUUUGGAAGCAAAUUCUUUAUGGGUCGGAUGAUGAAGAAAGUUCCAGAAUCUGGAAUCUGCUACAUGAAAGGUUUGUGGAGUAAUAUAUUUUCCUAUAACUUGCUGGAUGCCUGGCAAGGACGUGAUGUUCCAGGAGAAAGUUGCUGGCACAGAAAUACCCGAGACAGUAUAAGCAACAUUGAAGAAAGGCCUCCUCAACCACUAACACCAUAUCAGUUGGAUACUUAUCUGGUUGCCCCUGCCUGUGAAUUUUCUAAGUUCCUUCGUGAAGUUCUAACAAAAAGUUUGACAUCAGAGAUAUACAAUUUCAUACAGGGAUUGCAGCUGAAUGAUGGGUACCUUGAUAACAAGAACUUUGAGAUAUGGAAAGAUACUAUAUUCGAUACUCUUCCCAACAACCUGACAACAACAUCAGAAUACCUGUCCCUUGUAGAUACCGCAGCCUAUAUUGACGUCAGCUACCCCCCACUCAUGAGGCCAGAAAGAAAAGUGGACAUCAUUGUGCAUUUAAAUUAUUCUUCAGGAUCGCAAAAUUUAUCUUUAUUAAGAGCCUCUCAGUACUUUGCAAAGCAAGGAAUUCCAUUCCCCAAAAUAGAUUUGGGUAAUGUUCAAGACAAGGAUCUCAAGGAGUGCUAUGUCUUUGAAGAUGCUGAAGACUCAAGAGCCCCAAUUGUGGUUUUUUUCCCUCUGAUAAAUGACUCCUUCCGAAAAUAUAAAGCACCAGGUGUGAAACGCAGCCCCUGGGAAUUGAAAGAAGGUGAAGUUGAUGUGAUUAGUCCACUUUCCCCAUAUGGAUUACAAAACUUGAGAUACACAGAGGAGGAGUUUGAUAAACUGGUGGAACUGACAAGCUACAACAUCCAGAAUAAUAAAAACAUGAUCCACUGGGCUUUACAAAGAGCUGUAGAGCGAAAACAGAAGAAAUAAAAUGCUAUGCUAAAUGUA